Anopheles funestus (African malaria mosquito) is the source of this 2153-nucleotide messenger RNA. RefSeq names its product probable cytochrome P450 9f2. Gene Ontology annotation, molecular function: oxidoreductase activity, acting on paired donors, with incorporation or reduction of molecular oxygen; heme binding; iron ion binding. NCBI's taxonomy places the organism in Eukaryota, Metazoa, Arthropoda, Insecta, Diptera, Culicidae. The transcript is spliced from 2 exons. The record is from RefSeq and is a predicted model, not a curated record. Bases 200 to 1813 code for a protein of 537 amino acids.
UUCACACCAGGCCAGCAAAGAUACCGAGCCGCACCGUCGGACAAGUGUCGUCAAGUGUACGGGCCAGUGGGAACGCUUCAGUAUCCUAUCGGCUAUACUGGGAUAAAGAUCGUUGGAGCAACAUUUACUCCUGAUCGUAACGAUAUUUAGUGUAUUCGUUUAGUGUAGAAGUCGGUUUUUUUUUUGGCUAACUUGGAAGAUGCUGGGUACGCUCGUUGCCCACCUGCUGUCACUGGAAGGUGCACUGCUGGUGGCUAUCGUCUCGCUAGUCUACUACUACGUAGUAGUACGCAGCGCACGCUACUUUGCCGACCGAGGUGUUGCGUACGUACCGCCGGUACCGCUGCUCGGUAAUGGGGCCGAUUUUAUCACCCGCAAGCGUCACAUCACGGACAUCCUCCGGGAUAUGUACGAUCGCUUCACGCAGCACCGGUUCUUCGGUUACUUUGACUUUCUCUCCCCGAUCUAUGUGGUGCGCGAUCUCGAGCUGGUGAAGCAGAUCUGCAUCAAGGAUUUCGAUCACUUCAUCAACCACCGGAUACAGCUGGAUGAAAACCAUGAUCCACUGUUCGGGAGGGCACUGUUUGCGAUGCGCGAUACGCGCUGGCGCAAUAUGCGCACCGUGCUGAGUCCCGCCUUUACCGGCAGCAAGAUGCGGCUAAUGUUUGGGCUGAUAACGAGCUACUGUGACGGUGCGGUACGUACGAUACGGUCCGAGAUGGGUAGCGAUGGGUGUGCGGAGCUGGAGAUGAAGGAACUGUUCCGGCGGUUCGGUAACGAUAUUGUGGCGACCUGUGCCUUCGGCAUCGAGAUCAACUCGUUCCGCGAUCGGACGAAUGCGUUCUACACCCUCGGCAAGGAGCUUACCAAUCUGGAAGGUGUGCAGGGCCUAAAGUUUCUUGCAUUUUCAUCCUUUCCGCGCAUAAUGCGGGCGCUCCGUUUGCGGCUAUUUAGCGCAAAGAUGACAAGCUUCUUCCGGCACGUCGUGAUGGAUACGAUUGCGCAGCGUGAACAGCGCGGCAUCGUGCGGCACGAUAUGAUCAAUCUGCUGAUGCAGGCCCGCAAGCAGGAGCUACGGUUUGACGAAAAUGACAACAUCGAAACGAGCAAUGGAGGGACCGGGGGACAGAAACGACUGAUGGACUGGACCGAUGAUGAUUUGACCGCCCAGUGUACGGUUUUCUUUUUCGGUGGUUACGAUACCGUUUCGACACUGUCCGCCUUUAUGGCGCACGAGCUGGCCGUUAACCCCGGAGCUCAGGAGCGGCUGCGGAACGAAAUUGAUACCGUGCGGACAUCGAUUGGUGGUGCGGACAAGUUAAGCUACGAAACGCUCCAAUCGAUGCGCUACAUGGAUAUGGUGGCGAACGAAACGUUACGCAAAUGGACGCCGGCACCGUUCCUCGAUCGUACCUGCACGAAACCGUACGUUCUGGAGGAUUAUAACGGGCACAAGGUGCAGCUACAGAAAGGUGAUGGUUUAUGGGUACCGGCGGCCGCCAUUAUGCGUGAUCCGCAACUGUUUCCCGAACCGGAUCGUUUCUGGCCGGAACGGUUCGGACCGGACAGCCCGACACCGAUCGAUACUGCGUCGAUCCUUACGUUCGGGCUUGGGCCACGCAACUGCAUCGGUUCACGGUUCGCCCUGAUGGAGGUGAAGGCGGUGUUCUUCUUUCUGCUGACCCACUUCCAGCUGGAGGCGGGACCCCGCACCCAGCAUCCGAUCAAGCUGAAGAAGGCUAGCCUGGGACCGUCGGCCGAGAAGGGCUUCUGGAUACGGUUCCGUUUGCGUGACCAGCCGCGUCAAGCGUAAUUUUACCAAUCAACGGUACAAAUCAACGCCACCAAUCAAAACCGAACCGUACGAAAGAAACCGACCCGGAAUACCCGGAAUUGGGCAGAUCAACAAUCAAUUACUACUCAAGUUCAAGGUCCACGCACAAUACAGUGACCUACGCCGCGUAUGAAGCGGUGCCAGAAAAUAUUACGUUACGUCUGUGUGGAAGCAAAUCUUUUGGUGCGGAAAAUUUAAUUUGCUUCACGAACAAUUAUUCACGCUUUGUCUACUAGUUUGCUAAAAUUUCUUUAAAGAGUUCUUGUGUUUUUUUUUUGGUUUUCACUAAAUAUUAAAUAAAACAAAUGCGUCCACUGUG